Messenger RNA from Pollicipes pollicipes, 671 nucleotides. RefSeq lists its product as uncharacterized. The coding region runs from base 60 to 464 and encodes 134 amino acids. Lineage: Eukaryota; Metazoa; Arthropoda; Thecostraca; Pollicipedomorpha; Pollicipedidae. The record is from RefSeq and is a predicted model, not a curated record. The transcript has 2 exons.
CCGGCGUCGUCGUUCACGCGGCGUGCGCUGGGCUCCCAAAUAUCGGCUGGCCGCAUUCAAUGGUGCCGGAUCCGUCGACGGGCCGUUCUUCGGAGGGGCCUGUUGGCGACCGGCGACGUUACCUUGAACAAAUUAGAGUGCUCAAAGCAGGCUCUGAAUGCCUGUAUACAUAUUCAUGGAAUUGGAGAAUACGUCCCUGGCUCGAUUUUACUGCGAAAGCAUUUGCCGAGAAUGUUUUCAUUAGUCAAGAACGAAAGUUAGAGGUUCGAAGGCGAUCAGAUACCGCCCUAGUUCUAACCGUAAACGAUGUCGACCAGCAAUCCGCAACGGUCACUACACGGACUGUGCGGGCAGCUUCCCCGGGGAAACCAGAGUGUAUGGACUCCGGGGGAAGUAUGGUUGCAAAGCUGAAACUUAAAGGAAUUGACGGAAGGGCACCACCAGGAGUGGAGCUUGCGGCUUAAUUUGACUCAACACGGGACAACUCACCAGGCCCGGACACCGUAAGGAUUGACAGACCGAUAGCUCUCUCUUGAUUCAGUGGGUGGUGGUGCAUGGCCGUUCUUAGUUGGUGGAGUGAUUUGUCUGGUUUAUUCCGAUAACGAACGAGACUCUGGCCUAUUAAACUUGACGCCGCCGUCUUCGUGACUGCGGCGCGCUUCUUAGAGGGA